Geodia barretti is the source of this 291-nucleotide messenger RNA. The record is from the annotation of a GenBank genome assembly. NCBI's taxonomy places the organism in Eukaryota, Metazoa, Porifera, Demospongiae, Tetractinellida, Geodiidae.
AUGUCAAAUUUUGCUCCGCUAGGAGAGCGGAUAUUUAUAAAACCCAUAGAACAAGAACAGACCACCCGCGGUGGAAUCUUCCUGCCGGACACCGCUAAGGAAAAGCCUCAGGAAGGUGAAGUCAUCGCUGUGGGCCCGGGCCGGGCCACUGACGAGGGAAGCCGAAUUCCCAUGGAAUUGAACGUUGGUGAUCGGGUCAUUUACUCCAAGUUUGCCGGGACCGAAUACAAAGACGGCGACGACGAGUACCUAAUAAUGCGCGAAAGCGACGUUCUCGCCAAGGUUUCCUAG